This is a messenger RNA of Daldinia loculata, 563 nucleotides long. RefSeq lists its product as uncharacterized. The transcript has a single exon. Bases 33 to 326 code for a protein of 97 amino acids. The record is from RefSeq and is a predicted model, not a curated record. NCBI's taxonomy places the organism in Eukaryota, Fungi, Ascomycota, Sordariomycetes, Xylariales, Hypoxylaceae.
GAUUCGUUUCAAGAGCCGGAUCGCCUGCUUUGAUGAGUUCAUGGCAUCUUAUUCUCUCCUAUUCUUUCCCCGCCGCAAGCUUCCCAUCUCCAAUGCAACCUACUUUUACCAGAGCUGUUUGUGGAUAUGAGUGGCCAAUGGGAGCUAACUGCUCCGGGACUGACAACUUUACUGCAUGGAUUUGCUUUUAUAUCACCUUUCCACAUGGCAUCCUAGCGAAUAAGCUGCGCCGAAUUUCGCACAACCAUACAUCUAACGUUCUCGUGUGUUGUCGCUUAUUCCCCGGACAUUCUUCGCGAGCGGGGAAUCCAUGUGGAGUGCUGUGACUUUCCGGUAUAUAAGUUAAUUGCGAACCACCAGACACUCUUCAAAGAGAGAACUAAUGAUUUUUAAUUAAAAGUUGAAGAUUUCUUCAAUAAUACUUGGCAAGUAACCUGGUAAAUCAUAAAUGUGCGUUCGGUACGUAUGUGAAUGAGGUAAGUCGGGAUAUGAUAAGUGAUUGGUCGUAAGUUGCACAAUGCAGCAUAUAUUGAAAAAUACAAUAAAGUCAUUUAGAAAGUCAU